AUGGGAUCUUUUUUAGGUUUCUAUUUUGUUACACUGAAUAUAUUGGCCAUCACAACUUUUGCUCCGGUCACAGCCGCCGAGGAACUCGCAGUAGGUGGCGGCGCUGGGUGGCGACAGCCGGGUGCUAAUGAAACUGAAAUGUAUUCCCAUUGGGCUGCUACAAGGAGAUUUCGGAUUGGUGAUUCACUCCGUUUUGAGUACAAGAAUGAUUCAGUUGUUGUGGUGGAUAAAUGGGGGUACUAUCACUGCAAUGCAAGCCAUCCUAUAUCAGUGUACAACACUGGGAACACCAUUAUUAAUAUUGAAAAGUCUGGUCCUAUGUACUUUGUAAGUGGAGAUCCUGAGCAUUGCAAGAAUGGGCAAAGAUUGUUGGUUGAGGUGAUUAGGGUGCACCAAGAUUCUCCUGCACCAUCACCAUUAUCAAGUGCAGCCUCAUCUUCUGUUUUCUCCAAUUUCGUUUUCUUAUGUAUUGUCCUGAUUACUGCCUCCUCUAUUAUGUGA
This is a messenger RNA of Fraxinus pennsylvanica, 501 nucleotides long. The record is from the annotation of a GenBank genome assembly. Lineage: Eukaryota; Viridiplantae; Streptophyta; Magnoliopsida; Lamiales; Oleaceae.